AGUACAUGCAUACAGCCCUGAUCUAUCUAGUUUUUUUUCGUGUGGUGUUGGCAUUUGAAUCUAUUUAUACAUGUUUUUGCGCCAGGCCAAUGUGGAUGCGGACAACGAUAUCAUUGAUAUUGUUUUAUCGUUACGUUUACUGUUACGAAUACAAGUAUACCAGUGUGGCACAAAAGUGUCACGGUUGUCGCAAGUGUAUUUGACUGGUCACGUAUGAGAAAAGAAACUCGUCUUCAACGAGUUACUUGUCCCGGAGAAAUUAGAUUUUUACAUUACGUUUUUCCCUCUCGACGAGGGGGAGAGAAAGGCAUGUCUAUCCUCAUUAUUAGAUGCGGGUUAAAGUACGAUUAAAGAAAAACCUUUGUAAGACUGCUUUCAAUUUUUACGUAUUGUCCGUACGCAAAUCGAGAAAUUAAAUAAUUCAAAAUGCCAAAAGUGCCGAUUCGAAAAGUUAAGAGGGUCAGCGUACUGACCAAAAGGGCGCAGUGUUUGGGGAAACACUACAAGGAGCGAUCCUACAGACCAAUGUACGAGAAAUUGAAAAACAACAACAGUUACUUGGCUAAGGCACUCUCGAAGGAAAAGCAAAGCAGUCAGGCACUGUUCUCGCAGAAUGUACAGCUAAUUGGGGAGAUUCAACAGUUAAAUCGUGUAUGCAACACACGAGAUACUGUAAUUUCCAAUGUACUGAAUAAUGCAAAAGAAAUAUUGAAAAUGUUGGUUACAAUGACUGGAUAUAUGACAAACACUAUCUCCAUGUGUCAAGAGCUUGUUGCUUCCAACACUGCUGUGAGACUUUCUUCUGCUUCAGCUGGAAGAAAAGAAUCGUCCAACAGACUAUCGACAAAAUCACCAGCUAAAGGUGUGGUGAAACCUAUGGUAGGGGGGCACACCAUUACUAAGCCUACAAUUAAUUUAAGUCGGGUUAACAUGGAGAGUAUUAAUAAUAUAUCGAGAUUGAGUGAUAUACAAGAAGUAACUACACCUACUAGAAGUCCAGAAAUGAACGAAACUAGGUCACCAAUCAUUUCCUUGCCUUCCACACCUCUUAGAUAUGAAAAUAAUCGUACAUGCAGACUGCCCGAAAGACUGACAAUUUCUUCACCCCGAGUUAAUGCGGCAGAUGAGCAAAGAUUAAGAAGAAAAAGGCGAAGUCAUCAUUCAAAACGAUUAUCAGUAUCUUUUUCGCGAUCACGAAAUAGAUGGUCCGAUGAAGCUGCGUCAAAUACGGGACAAAUUGACGUAAUUGACACUAGCAUUGACAUCGAGAGUCAGGAGAGUAAUGAUGGUACAUCGCACGAGCUAUCGGAUAUAAUAAACGUAGUAUCGGAAUCGCAGAUAUCUGCUAAUGAUGAGAAUGAAACUCACACGGACGCAUCGAAGAAAGAUCCUAACGUACAAAUAAAUAAUAAGGUCUCCAACAAAGAUUUUAGUCGGAAUGUGAAUGUAACAGAAAACUCGAGGCUGUCGCAAAAUAAUACCCGAGCUUGGGAGGAAGAAGAUCCUCUGGAAGGUCCAAGUUGGCUGUUUAACAAUACCUUGCCAACACGGGAUAAUGAGCCAGAAGAGCUUGAGUCUGUUAACGAUUCCGAUGUUAACAAUAAUACAUCACAAGUAGUGUAUGACGAUUCGAGCGUUACAGAAAGCAAUGAAGAGGCAUCGAACUUAAAUGAAUCUACAAGUGAUACAUCACCGUCGGAGAAAGAUGCACCGCCCGUUGCCGAUCGUUCCGAGUCUGAUUCUUCUUAUCACGAAGCGGAUGGUAGUAUUGGUGAGUUACUUCCGGCAGCGACUUUAUCCAAUCGUGAAAGGAGUUUAGAUAACGAAGACAGUAACGUAAAUGAUGCAAUGAAAUUUGCGAGCUUCGUAACGUUGAGGCGAGGUUCAGAAGCAUUGGAAGAGUCGGUAGAAGACUUUACCUUGAUGUUGCGUCAACCAGCACAAAAUAUGCAAUUCAAUAUCGACAACUUGCGAUUGCCCGUUUUGGAGGAAUCCAAUGUAAAUAAUUCUACUGUCAACAACGAAAGUGACACUGACGUAAACGCCACGAUACCGAGAGUUACGAAUAUCCCGGUAGCAUCUGUGUCGAAUCGGAGCAUAAACGAGUUUGACUAUAACCACAUCACAAUAAAACUGCCGUUAAUUUUAAUUAACGAUCAUAAGAGAAUGUCGACACCGCAAAAGACAAAGCAUUCCAGUAAAAGUGUUAAAAAAUCGAAUAUGAAAGAGCAAGCGGAUUCCGCGGAAAAUUCUUCGAGAACUAAGGGUAUAAUAAAAUCGCGAAACACUCGAGAGAAUAGUCGAGAUCCAAGUAUGGCAAAAGUCGUUUUGGAGAAGCUCAAUGAGUCUCAUGUUAAGUCAAGAAGGUCAUCUAAUGAUAUCCAAACUUCAACUAAUAAUCUGAUGAAAGACACGUCCGAUGAUGACGAUAAUCGAGACUCGGAAAACGGCGUCUAUGCUUCAAGUCGUCCUAGGCGAAAAAAGGCGCCAGUGAAUUUGAAAGAACCUAAAUUAAAUAAGAAAUUGAGACGAGAGUAGGAAGAAUUAAUAUAUGUCAAAAUUUAAUGAAAAGAAUUGUUACAUGUACUAUCAGUAGCAUGCUGAUAUUGCUGAAAGCUAUUCCUUUUUCCAUAUGUAUCAAAUUUUUACCCGUUGCAGUUUCAUUCAAUUUUAGUUCUGUUUUUUGAUUUGGUAUCCGUUUCAAGAAUGGGAGACGGGUAUAAUAAAUCUGCCUUAUUGACAUCUGUCUCUAGCUUUCCACGAGAGUCUUGUGAAGAGCUUGAGUUCAGAACACAAAGAUAUUUGCAUUAUAUGAAGAUGAAUACAAAAUCAAUUGAAUACAAAGAUGAAUACAAAAUAGUUGUGUUUACUUUCGCGGAAAUCGAAUUUUGACAGAACAAUAUAAACGGACUUACUAGGUAUAAAUCAUAGUGUAAUUAGAAAAGUGACGUAUUGCAUAUAAUAAUCGCUCGUUAUUUUAACCAAUCAGAUGCAUGCACUAAUGUAACCGAUGAAUUUUAAAGAUACUUGCCCUAACAUAGUUAGGUUAUCCUACAUUGGUUUUGCAUUGUACACAUCUAAUUGGCUGAGUCUCCUUUCCUUUUUAAAUUUCUGAACAAUUGCGCAUCUUUGGGAAUCUUUCUAAUUACACCAUGGUGUAAAUUAUCUGAAUAGCUGGUAAAUUUCAAUAUUAAUAGUGUUUGUUAGUAGGUAUCUUGAGGGGGAGGGGGAGUUACAAUUGAUUCAACUAUCCUAAAAUAGUCUCAUGGGAACGUCAUAUUUCGGAUACGUUAGUUCUUCCGCUGAUAUAUCGCAUAUAUUAUAAUUGGCCUUAUUGUUAUAUUUUAAGCAUUGAUACAUACAAGAAUCAUGCAAUAUAACUUCCUUCUACAGUAUUAUUGUACAAUACCGUAUUCUUUUGUAUGUCAUUAGAUUUAUUUUAAUAAAUAUAACCAAAAUACAUUGUGUAAA
Monomorium pharaonis (pharaoh ant) is the source of this 3471-nucleotide messenger RNA. Its product is annotated as dentin sialophosphoprotein. The record is from RefSeq and is a predicted model, not a curated record. Lineage: Eukaryota; Metazoa; Arthropoda; Insecta; Hymenoptera; Formicidae. Gene Ontology annotation, biological process: meiotic chromosome segregation. Bases 427 to 2538 code for a protein of 703 amino acids. Gene Ontology annotation, cellular component: chromosome, centromeric region; nucleus. The transcript is spliced from 10 exons.